AUGGGUGGCACGCCGGUGUUGGCGGUGGUCGGUCCGCUGCUCUGGGCCUGCGGGCUGGCGCUGCAGGGCGGGAUGCUGUAUCCCCGGGAGAGCCCGUCGCGGGAGCGCAAGGAGCUCGGCGGUCUUUGGAGCUUCCGAGCGGACUUCUCCGACAACCGGCGCCAGGGCUUCGAGCAGCAGUGGUACAAGCGGCCGCUGCGGGAGUUGGGCCCCACCCUGGACAUGCCGGUCCCCUCCAGCUUCAAUGACGUGACUCAGGAUGGGCGGCUGCGUGGCUUCAUUGGCUGGGUGUGGUACGAGCGGGAGACGGUCCUGCCCCUGCGAUGGACCCAGGACCUGGGCACGAGAGUGGUGCUGAGGCUUGGCAGUGCCCACUACUAUGCUAUUGUGUGGGUGAAUGGGGUCCACAUGGCAGAGCACGAGGGGGGCCACCUCCCCUUCGAGGUCGACAUCAGCACGCUGGUGCAGGCCGGCCCCCUGGAGUCCUGCCGAAUCACCAUCGCCAUCAACAACACACUCACGCCCAACACCUUGCCUCCAGGCACCAUCCUUUACAAGACAGACACCUCCAAGUACCCCAAAGGCUACUUUGUCCAGAACACGAACUUUGACUUCUUCAACUACGCGGGAUUGCACCGGCCCGUCCUCCUCUACACGACACCCACCACCUACAUCGAUGAUAUCACUGUCACCACCGGCAUGGACCAGGACACUGGCCUCGUGAAUUACCAGAUAUCUGUCCAGGGCAGCCAACGCUUCGACCUCAAAGUGCGCCUUCUGGAUGCAGAAGGCCAACAGGUGGCUGAGGGCACAGGAGCCCAGGGCCAGCUGCAGGUGCCCCGUGCCCACCUCUGGUGGCCAUACCUGAUGCACAGCUACCCUGCCUACCUGUACUCGCUGGAGGUGCGGCUGACGGCACAGACUGCAGCUGGUCCUGUGCCUGACGUGUACACCCUGCCUGUGGGGAUUCGCACUGUGGCUGUUACGGAGAGCCAGUUUCUCAUCAACGGGAAGCCCUUCUAUUUCCAUGGGGUCAACAAGCACGAGGAUGCCGACAUCCGAGGGAAGGGCUUUGACUGGUCACUGCUGGCGAAAGACUUCAACCUGCUGCGCUGGCUGGGCGCCAACGCCUUCCGCACCAGCCACUACCCCUACGCGGAGGAGGUGAUGCAGCUGUGUGACCGCUAUGGCAUCGUGGUCAUCGACGAGAGCCCCGGGGUGGGCAUUGUGCUGCCUGAGAGCUACGGCAAUGCGUCUUUGCACCACCACCUGGAGGUGAUGGAGGAGCUGGUUCGCAGGGACAAGAACCACCCAGCCGUUGUGAUGUGGUCUGUGGCCAACGAGCCCACUUCCUUCCUCAAGCCCGCUGGUUACUACUUCAAGACGCUGAUUGCCCACACCAAGGCCUUGGAUCCCUCCCGGCCCGUGACCUUUGUGACCAAUGCCAACUAUGCCAGCGACCUGGGGGCUCCGUACGUGGAUGUGAUCUGCGUGAACAGUUAUUACUCCUGGUAUCACGACCCCGGGCACUUGGAAGUGAUCCCACUGCAGCUGGCCACCCAGUUCGAGGACUGGUACGGCGCCUACCAGAAGCCCAUCAUUCAGAGCGAGUAUGGGGCAGAAACAAUCCCAGGCUUUCACCAGGACCCGCCCGUCAUGUUCACGGAGGAGUACCAGAGGAGACUGCUGGAGCAGUACCACCUGGUUCUAGACCAGAAGCGCAGACAGUACGUGGUUGGCGAGCUCAUCUGGAACUUCGCUGACUUCAUGACCGACCAGUCACCGUCGAGAGCAGUGGGCAACAGGAAAGGGAUUUUCACUCGCCAGAGACAACCGAAAAGUGCAGCGUUUGUUUUGCGAGACAGAUACUGGAAAAUCGCCAACGAAUCCACGCAUCUGAAGCCACAGUGUCUGGAAAACAGCCUGUUUGUUCUGUGA
Messenger RNA from Orycteropus afer afer, 1938 nucleotides. RefSeq names its product glucuronidase beta (gene GUSB). Gene Ontology annotation, biological process: carbohydrate metabolic process; glucuronoside catabolic process. Bases 1 to 1938 code for a protein of 645 amino acids. The record is from RefSeq and is a predicted model, not a curated record. Gene Ontology annotation, molecular function: signaling receptor binding; beta-glucuronidase activity; carbohydrate binding. The transcript has 12 exons. Lineage: Eukaryota; Metazoa; Chordata; Mammalia; Tubulidentata; Orycteropodidae.